Lolium perenne is the source of this 3375-nucleotide messenger RNA. RefSeq lists its product as uncharacterized. Lineage: Eukaryota; Viridiplantae; Streptophyta; Magnoliopsida; Poales; Poaceae. The record is from RefSeq and is a predicted model, not a curated record.
AUGGCGAGAGAUACGAGUUGGAUGGAUAGGGAUAGGGGUUCUGUAGAGUGGCAGGCUGGCAUGAAGGAAUUCCUAGAUUUUGCUUUUGACGGUGCUGAUGAGGACACUUCUGUCCCAUGCCCGUGUAGAAAAUGUGUCAACAUCUGUCCCAAAAAAAGGAGGGAUGUUCACCUUGACUUGCUACACCAUGGGAUGGAUCCUACUUAUACUAGUUGGAUAUACCAUGGUGAAGAAUCUGAUGAGGAAAGCAUGUCCCAAGGAUCUGGUAAUGAAGAGGCGGGAAAUGAUGAUUCUGCAGUUCGUGAUAUGCUCAAUACACUUAUAAGGGGAAGCAACGUAGGAAGUAACACAACUGAUGAAGAGGAGGGUGCUGAUGCUAAUCAUGGAGAUGCUUCGGGCAGGGGUGAACACGACCAGGAACCAAAUUCAGCUGCCAAGGCCUUCUUUAAUUUACUAAAGGAUGCCGAAAAAGAGUUGUACCCUGGCUGCAAGGAGGUCACAAAGCUGUCGUUCAUUGUGAAGCUGUACCAAAUCAAGUGCUUGUGUGGGUUGAGCAAUAGAGCAUGUGAUUUAAUACUACAGUUAUUCUCCGAGGUGCUUCCAAAGGGCCACUGCAUUCCAAAUACUUUAGCAAAAGUUCAGAAGGUUAUCCGAGAUCUUGGGCUCGACUACCAGAAGAUAGAUGCAUGUGUUAAUGAUUGUGUGCUAUUCCGCAAAGAGUAUGCUCAAUUGGAGAGCUGUCCUAUCUGCAAUGCGUCUAGAUGGAAAACUGCUCCUAGCAAUGACCCAAAUGAGGCACCACCAAGUAGUAAAGAAAAGAAGCCGGUGCCUCAGAAAGUUCUGCGAUAUUUUCCCCUUACUCCACGGUUGCAAAGGCUAUUUAUGACAGAAGCCACAUCAUCAUAUAUGCAAUGGCAUAAGAAGGACCGUGUGGAUGAUAAGACAAUGAGGCAUCCUGCAGAUUCUUUGGCAUGGAAGCAUGUUGAUAAUCUGUAUUCUGAUACAUUCGCAAAAGAUGCUCGCAAUGUUAGACUUGGGCUUGCUUCUGAUGGAUUUAAUCCGUUUGGGCUGAUGAGCAUAUCACACACAACAUGGCCAGUGAUCCUUAUCCCAUAUAACUUGCCUCCAUGGUUGUGCAUGAAACAACCAUAUUGGAUAAUGUCAAUGAUAAUUCCAGGACCAAAGUCAGCAGGAAAUAACAUCGAUGUUUACUUGCAGCCUUUGAUAGAUGAACUGAAGGAUCUGUGGGUUAAUGGUGCUAAUACAUAUGAUGCCGCGGAGAAGAAAGAUUUCCAGAUGUAUGCAUGUCUCCUAUGGACGAUUAAUGACUUCCCAGCUUAUGCAAUGCUAUGUGGUUGGAGCACAAAAGGCAAGUUAGCAUGCCCUUAUUGCCACAAAUAUACAGAUUAUUUAUGGCUGAAAUUUGGUCGUAAACACUGCUACAUGGGACACCGUCGUUUUCUGCCUAGAAACCACAAGUGGCGUCGAAACAAGAGUUUGUUCAACAACAAGACAGAACAUAGAGAUGCUCCAGUGCCGCUUUCAGGUGCUGAAGUGGUACAACAACAUCAAAGCUUUGAGCAAGUAACAUUUGGGCGAACAAAUAAGAGAAAGAGAGAUGAUAAUAAUAGCUGGCAUAACUGGCGAAAGAAAAGUAUAUUUUUCCAGCUCCCUUAUUGGAAGGAAUUGCUAGUAAGGCACAACUUGGAUGUGAUGCAUAUCGAGAAGAACAUUUGCGAUAGCAUUUUGGGGACAUUGCUUGAGAUGGAUGGUAAAUCCAAGGAUAGUUUAAAGGCUCGUCUUGAUUUGCAGGACAUGAAGAUAAGAAAGGAUCAACAUCCAGAGGUUGGAAAACAUAAGUAUGAACUACCAAAAGCUUGCUAUGCUUUGACUAAGGAAGAGAAGAGAAUGUUAUGCAGGUUUUUGCAGAGCGUGAAGAUGCCCGAUGGCUAUGCAUCAAACAUAAAGAGAUGUGUGGACCUAGAGAAGUGUAAGGUGUUUGGCCUCAAAACUCAUGACUGCCAUGUCAUAUUCCAGAAACUUCUUCCUAUUGCAUUGCGCAACCUCCUGCCAGAAAAGGUUGUUAUCCCAUUGCUUGAGUUGAGUCAAUUCUUUUCUGAUCUUUGUUCCAAGGAGUUGAAAGAAGAAGAUUUAGUGAAGUUGAGCAAAAAAAUUCCAGAAACUCUUUGUCAGCUGGAGAUGAUAUUUCCACCAGCGUUCUUUGAUAUCAUGAUGCAUCUUCCAAUUCAUCUUGCUGAAGAAGCUCGAUUGGGAGGACCUGUCUUGUACAGAUGGAUGUAUCCGAUUGAGCGAUAUUUGCGUACACUUAAAGGGUAUGUGCGGAAUAAAGCUCAACCUGAAGGUUCGAUUGCCGAGGGGUACAUCUUAGAAGAGUGCAUGACAUUUUGUAGUCGAUUCCUCGAUGACACCCAUACUAAACUUAAUCAGCCAGAACGUCAUGAAGGUGCUGCAAUAAAUCAACCAGCCCCAGAGAUUGACAUAAUUAGCCCAGUCGAUUACUCUAAGAAAGGUUUUACAUAUGAACCACUCUCCUUUGCUGAGAUGAAUCAAAUUAGGCACUACAUAAUAACAAACUGCAAAGAAACCAAGACGUGGGUAAGCGAGCAUCUUGAGGAGCUCGGAAGCAAUAAUUCUCGUAAUGCUGAAAAGAAACACAAAGAAGAAUUACAGAUCUCCAUAAUGAUGGGAAAAAAUGCCCAUAUAGAAAAGGACUUGGGUACCCAAAAUAGCGGCGUCAUAGUCAAGGGCGAUGAAAGUACUGGCCAUAUUGAUUAUUAUGGAGUGAUCCAGAAAAUAAUAUGUCUUGAUUUUGGUAUUGACAAGGAGGUAGUUUUGUUCCAGUGUGACUGGUUUGAUGUGCCUCCUCCUGAUAGAAAUCAAAGUAGAGGCUAUAAGAAAAAUAUAUAUGGAAAUGUCGAUGUUGACACUACUCAACUCCGAUUUAAAGAUGAACCUUACAUUCUAGGCAUUCAAGCUGAACAGGUUUUUUACGUGAGAGAUGUGAAGAAGCCCAAUUGGGUAACUGUUGUUAAGAUGAAUCCACGGAAUCUAUUUGCCCCUUCUGCUUUGAAUGGUGAAGACCUUGCGGAAGCUGAUGCAGACAUACUGGAUCUUGGAGUAGGCGAAACGACCGUCCCAGACAUAACUGAAGAGAUCACUAGUUGGCGUAGAUCUGGUGUAGAAGGAGCCAGCAGUGAUGUUUCAGUUAUUCAAAGUAUAAAACCUAUUGAGUAUGAAGAAAUUCAAGUUGAAUCAGAUGAUGAUGUCGAAGAUGACGAGACUUACAUAAAUGAUGGCCAUGUUGCUCCUUUGGUACAGGAAGAUUCAGAUGAUGAUCAAGGAUUUUUUGUAUAG